CAUAGAUCACUGCUGGAGUAAAAUGAGAUGGUUUAUUUAGACAAGUGUGUUUAUUUUGUGUCACUGCUCAUUCAACAGCUCAGCUUCUCACAACAAACCUGUGUUUUUCUCUCUAACCAAAUCCAGUGUUAGGUUUCCGUUAUAUCUGGCAUCACAUCCAUAUAUACAGAUCUUUUAUUAAGAGCCAAGAAUGCUGUGAGCCAGGCAACCAGUUUUUUCUAUACCACAUCAGUUGUACUUGCUUUCAGCCCAAUAAGAACUCUUAGUUGAACUAGGUGAUAUGAAAUUUUAAUCUAGACAACCAGACAGCGAUGGAGUGUCCCUUCAACGCCAUGUGGUUUGAAAGCUGCGGAGGAGUAAAGAGAGAAAAGGAGAGAGAGAGAGGGAGAGGGAGAGAGAGAGCGCCUUGGGGACCAGAGGAGGAGCCUAUUGGAAAUACCACAACCACAUAACUGGCUGGGUCUCACAUCUGCUCUGCCUGACAUAGCUGUGUGUUCUCUAUGAAAAUAUCAACAGCCAUCUGACAAUCUGAAAAUGAAAAUCUCUCCCCACUAACUGGAGCUAAUUGGACUUGAGCACUCUUCACUGUGGUCACGAUAUGUCUCAUGGAUUUGUUUUGCUCGGUGCAGGUGGCUGAACUGGACCUGGACUGGCACUGAUGGUCAAACUGAAGCCCCUCCACAGUGUCUGGGCCAAUCCUGGAGGGGCGCGGGGCUGAUGUCCCACGGGGCAACAGGGUAUAUGUGUUCUGGAGAUCUGAAGAGACACUCUACAUCCCGAUAAAUGGAGGAGAAGGAGCGAUGUAGGAGCAGGUCUCCAGCCCGGAGCACCAGCCGCGUGCAGCAGGUGGUGGGGACCAUAAUACGACGCACCCGAGAGUCACUCAGCAGGGAGCGGUUGCUAGGAGAUGGGAGGUCACAGCGAUCCAACAGUCUGUCCAAUCAGAACUUCCAGGCCAAACUCCAGCUGCAGAUCACCAGAGAUGCGGUCUUGGACAGCAGCACUGGCCAUGGCUUCACCCUCACCACAGAGCCCCCCCUGCUGGUCAGGGACAUCUCCCCAGGGAGUCCGGCAGAUGGGAUCCUCUACCCAGGGGACCAGGUACUGCAGAUCAAUGACAAAGUGCUGGAGGAUUUAAGCUCUGAGCAGGUGGAAAACGUCUUGAGGGACAUGGAGGAUUGUAUCACUGUAACCAUCCUACGGCACAUGACGAAUCCAAAGUCGUCCAUCAUGUCUGCGGAAAAGAGAGCCCGCCUGAGGAGCAAUCCAGUUAAAGUGCGCUUUGCAGAGGAAGUGGUGGUCAAUGGGCACACUCAGGGAAACUCUCUCCUUUUCCUGCCCAAUGUCCUCAAAGUCUAUUUGGAAAAUGGACAGACCAAAGCCUUCAAGUUUGACAACACCACCACAGUAAAGGACAUUGUUCUCACUCUGAAGGAUAAACUGUCCAUCCGGGCCAUUGAGUACUUUUCCCUGGUGCUGGAACAACAGUACAGCAUCACCAAGCUGCUGCUGCUGCACGAGGAUGAGCUCAUGCAAAAGGUGGUGCAGAAAAAGGACACCCACGAUUAUAGGUGUCUGUUCAGAGUGUGUUUCAUCCCCAGAGACCCCAUGGACCUACUACAGGAGGACCCCUCUGCUUUUGAGUAUUUCUUUUUACAGAGCGUUGGCGACGUGCUUCAGGAGCGCUUUGCUGUGGAGAUGAAGUGUAACACGGCUCUGCGGCUGGCGGCAUUGCACAUGCACGAGAGACUUGAUAGUUGUGGACAGACGAGGACAUCUAUCAAGAGCAUUACGAAAGAGUUUGGCCUGGACAGCUUCAUCUCCCCGACCCUCCUCGGAAACAUGAGGGAGAAGGACCUGAGAAAAGCCAUCAGCUACCACCUCAAGAAGAUCCAGGCCCUCCUGGAGCCGCGACAGAAAGUCAUAGCUGCUACUCAGGCUCGACUGGCCUACCUCACUCAGCUGGGAGAGCUCAUUUCAUAUGGAGGGCGAUCCUACAGUGCCACUAUGAUGCUCCAGGACAGAGAAGUACCGGUGAGCCUUUUGGUUGGAGCAAAGUAUGGCAUGAGCCAAAUCAUCAACCACAAACUGAACGUGAUCUCAACGCUGGUGGAGUUCAGCAGCAUCAGCCGCGUGGAGCUGCUCUCAGAGUCGGAGAAAGUCAGCCUACUGCGCAUCUCACUGCAUGACAUGAAGCCAUUUGCCUUACUGAUGGACUCUCUGGCAGCCAAAGACUUAGCAUGUCUGCUGGGGGGCUACUGCAGACUCCUGGUGGACCCCAAUGUCAAUGUCUUCCGUCUGGGGCGCCCGAAAGUGAGGGUGCACCGGAUACCUGCUGAAGAAGGUGUGUGUGGGAAGUUCGCCGUUGUAGAGGGCGUGUGCUAUGAAUCCCUGACAAGUUAUGUAUCCCGCUGCUGUAGUGACUCAGAUGAAUCAUCAGAUGACGACGACCCAAUGGACUCAAAUCGCCAUGACCCCGCAAGUCAGGACUGGGAGGAGCGGAGGAGAGAGGCGGAGGAGCAGAGGAGGGAGGAGGACCGGCAGGAGAGAGAGGAGCAUCAGGGCAAACAGGAAGUCAAGAUUAUUGUUACCACGGAAACGAAAGAAAACGAAGGUGAAGAAGGUGCUUCAGGAAGUGGGUUGAGGAAGUUCGCAGUGAUGGAUGAGGACAUUAACAGAGAGAAUAACUGGUACCACACAGACCCACGAGUCACCUGUAGCUUCUCCAGUCUGUCCAGUGGCUCUCUGAGUGCUGCUCUGGAUGACAGCAGCAGCAGCACCUCGGCCAAAACUUCAUCCCGUUCAGAGGUGCAAGCCGCUAUAGACGUGCACCACCCCUACCUCCUCGAUACGAAAGCCCACCAAGCCCCGCUGCGACCCACCAACCUCAACUACUGCGGAACUGACAACUCGUACUUGUGCUUUACAGACCUCUCCAACUCUGAUUUCAUGCCUAGUCCGGCAGGGGCGACGAGUGAUGACGAUGAUGACGAUGAUGAGGAAGAGGAGGAGCAUCCACUUAAAUCACUUCGACGCAUUUCUAAGAUUCCCAGUUCGAGGGAUUUGAGAAUGAUCGACAGCACGCCUUUUAAAAGAUCGCCAAUUAAAAAGAAAAAGACUCCCCCAAAAGUCCCAGUUAGAACAAGUUCAAUACCUGGAAAUAAAGCAGCGCAGGCAGAACAUCGGCUCUCGAAGGAUGAAGAUGCAAUGCGCCUUACACCUUCUCCCAAUGUUGUGCCAUCUCUCUUGGUGAAGGAAAGUGCUUCAGAGUCUGAAGAGGAGUUUUACGAUGCAAAGGAGAGAUUCACGCCCCCAGUACCAGAUCUUUCCGAUAAAGAGCUUGCUGAUCGAUGCAAUGCUAAUCGCCUGAGUGGCAGUUGGAAUGGUUUCCCUGCAUCAUCUGGAAAGGCUCCUCCCUCUCCCCUCGCUACUAAAUCCUCUAAUGUCAAGAAGGAAUUGGACAUGCCUAAAACUCAAUCAAGUCAACAACUUAACAAAGUGCAGCCAAGUCCCCCAAAGCCAUCUCCCAAACCUGAAGUUAAGGUAAAACCACCAGUGGCCCCUAAGCCUCAGCUGCCUCCCAAGCCUAAAAUCAACCCUCCAAAAUCACCCCAAAAGGGACAGUCGUAUGCUCACUGUAACGGGGACGGCUCGGGACGGCUCUCCUCAGAUCUGCUGGAGAUGGAGCCGGAAACAAUGGAGUUUAAGUCAGUCACUUCUGGAGCAGGGGGGCUGCCUCUUUCCUCUCCCCUGAUCACUGCUGUCCGCUACAGACAGCAACCACUCCCCAGCACCACACUGCAAACUGAGGAGAAGAGGCUGCAAAAUGGACUGAAACCAAAUAAAGAGGUUCCACAUGAAAAUGGAGUUUCAAAAGACAAAUAUAUUAUAGAUAAAGAUGGUGAUGUUGAGGUACAGAACAAUGGUACAACCACAUCUGCUAAAUGCCAACCGUCAAUGCCACGCUCAAAUUCAGGUACAAAACUUGCUCCUCCUCCAGUACCCCCAAAACCCACUGGCCCAAUAAACCUUAUCCCCUUGUCCUUACCUGCCAGUUCUCCUGUAUCUCCAACUGACCCAAACAAAAGCAUAUUUAACCCUCCAAAUGGGAUCUACCCUUGGAGCAGUCGCAAUGGAACCAUCCAGUCUGGACCUAAGAGGGUGUCUCUGAGCCACGAGAGCCUUUCACCCAAAAACUCAGAGGCGCCUCUCACCCUCACUACCUCCCUCACCUCCACCAACUCUGCAGGCAGUGGAGGGCUCGAGAGCAGGGAGACAGGGAGGUCUGGCUCUGGGUCCGAUCUGCGCACCAGCUCAACCAGUCUCGGGGGGAGACUUCCAGCUUCGGCCCUUAGAGGAAAGAUCCAAGCCCUACCGUGGUACAUGACGCGCUCACAGGAAAUCUUAGGGACCCUCGAUUACCCAUCAACCAGCUCCAUCAAUGGCGACACAUCUGGAUUUGGUUCUGGGCUGUCUGUUGCCAGCGGACUAUCAGAUCUGAACAAGACACCUGUAAAGGAAAAGGACGCUUGUAUUGCCUCAAAAUUUGAAAAGAAGGGAGAGUUUUUAGAAGAUGGGGCACAGGUUGUGAUAGCCACUUUCAAAGAAGCCCAGGAAGUGACAUCACACAUGAACAAAGCCAAUGGGAUAAACGGGUCGUACCCAAACCUAAACAGUAUCUACAGUGGCAGUGUGUCUUCGGAGCAGCCACAAUCUCGUCCCAACUCAGCAGUGGGGCUUAGAGGGGUGAUGAACAUGCAUGAAGGAGGGGAUUCUCCCACAUCCUCAUUAGCAGACAGUACUCCUCCACAGCAACACAAAGACGCAUGCGGGUGUCGGACUGUUUAUGCUAACUGCUUUAGUGGAGACAGUGAGGAUGGGGUCAGCUUUGACGAGGAGAUGACUGUUUUUGAAUUCUCCCGACGAACAAAACCUAAACCGACCAGCCCUGCGCCUCCCCCUGCUCCUCCGACUUCAUCUUCCAACUCUAAUCUCAUUUCACUGCUGAGGGACAACCCCAGACCACUCUCUACCUUCUCCACUGCAUCGUCUGACUUUAGUCCGCUUGUCUCUUGUCCGGUCUCUCCUACUACAUCACUAGGAAAUCCUCUUCGAUCUUUCACUAAUAAAAACUAUGGUGGGCUCAAGGGUGGUUUCGCUACUUUACGGCAAGAUAUUGACCAACUCCUCCUGGUGUUGGAACAAGGCGUACUUGAACAAGAAAUAUUAAACCAUGAAUCGGAUCAAAAGGGUCUAAAAGAUGAGCCAGAUUUAAACCACAAUGGGACUAAUAACACAACUCGUGGUGUCUAUUGUAGCAGGAAAAGCCAAAUUUCUAUGAGUGAAGUUGAGAGAACUCUACUUCAGACUGAGGCCAGGCGAUUGGCAUCCGGAUGUCAGAGAGCCACACGUGUUGGCUGGGCCCCAGAUGAAGCCUUGCGUUCCCUGUCCAAUAGUUUCAGUGCACUGGUCCAGUUAUCCGCAGCUUGUUUGCGAACCAAACCGUGUAGUCGCUGUGAUGUGUGCCAGAGUGUGAGUGGAACAUAUAAAGAUGCUGCAGAGGACAGCCAGGAGCCUAUGGACAAGCUAAAAGAAAUACUAGGACUGUAUCGGGAGUUUGUGGGGGCAGUUGAGAGCGCGGGGACAGGGGCAGGACUGAAAAAUCAGGGGGAGACAGAUGGUGUCCGCCUACUGGCCAAAAGAUGUACUGUACUUAUCUCCUCUGUGUUUGCUUUGACACAACUGUUCCGCACACAAACUUUAGAAACUUCAGACCCUCCAAGUCAAACGUCUAACCACGCAGCUAACCACACGCCUGGUCCAGUACCUCUCAAAUUCUGACUUUACCCCAUCCCAUUCAUAUUUCUUUGACUUUGGGCUUAAACAAGAGCCUGACACAGUUGUACUCUCCUGUAACCUUGUUGUAUAGUGCCAAGUUGCCAACCACAAUUCAGCAUAUACAAACUUUGAAUACAACAGCCACAAACCAACCGCAAAAUGAGGAAUUCUUAUUAACUUGGCCUCUUCCUGGACGCAUAUGGACUAUGCAUCUGUACAUAUGGAUUUUAUAAUCUUAUUUUAUGAUAUAGUAUGUGUAUGUAAGAAUGAAUUACCUGUGUAUGUAUUUAUGUAUUUAUUUUUUACAAUGUUUGCACCAUGGUCUGUGGUGUUUCUGGUGAAAAAAUUAACACUAUGGAUGUCACUGGAGAAUUUUUUUUUUUUUUUAUUCUAAACAACAGUAUUAUAUGUUAUUUUUGCUGCUUAACAAAUUUUCACUCCACAAGGUGUAAUCUGUAAAUUGUCGUUUUCGAAGUAUAAUUUACUGACAAGUUUUACAAAUAAUCUUGGUCCUAAUUGCAAAAAAGCAGUACUGGAUUUUUUUCGUAUGCGACUGCACCUUUAUAUAGAUUUAGUUGUUUACAGUUACUCAUUUUAAUGGGCUACAUUACCAAGCAGGGAGAGCACUUUUGACUGUUACAGAUUGCACCUUUUUGGCACUCUCCUUUCGUGAAGUGUUUUUACCCAUAAUUCCCUUGUCCUCAUAGUACCAUUCUCCAAAUGUAUGCAGUAUUAUAUUGUUAUUCUAGUUUUUCCAUGAGAUAUUUAUUUCCUAGUGUGUGAGUUGGGUCCAAGAAGUAAAAAGGGGAUCAAUUGAGUGUAGUUUAAGGUUUUGUCUUGACACUAGUGUGACUGUUAUGCUUAAAAUGUAGCAAGGAUCCAAAGUCUUAAACUGUUCGAACACUGAGCCACUAAUGUCCCCACAAUGGUCUCUUCUCUGGACACCACCACUAUAACAAUAACAUGGACUGACUGCUGUAGAUAUAAACAUGAAUAUCUAUGUUGUUUUUUUUUUGUCUUUAGUUUAUGGCUAUGCAAAUCAAACCCACCCUCCACGUAUUGUAGUCUUGUUUUAUUGUGUGAACAUUUAAAACAACAGUAGCUGCAUUAUGUUUCUAUAAAUGUAAUGGGUGCUUUCUUUGUUUGGAAUGUUUAACUUUGAUCUGAUUUGAAGAAAAAAAUGAAAGCAACAUUCUGCAUUGUUGCAUGGCAUUAGCAUAAAAUAUACUGUCAAUGUGAAAACCCUAUCUGUACUGAUGUCUGGGAUUAUUACAUUGUUUGCUAAUGUAUAGUACUCACUAAUUAGCAGCUGACCAUAUCACAUAAUGCCUGCUCAUCUGAUUGAAAGGAGGAUUUAUUAAGAUGCCUACCAGAAGUGAAUUAGAAAAUAAGGUCUUAUGUAUUGAUUUGAGAGUGUAUAAAUUUGUUUAAAGGAGCAUUAAUGGGAAGAUUGCAGCCAGAUACAUUUUCUAAAUGUUCUAACAAGAUGACACAAGAUGUUAUUGAAAUAAUGAUGUUUGGGAAAAGAUGCCUUCUCAUUGCCAUAACAAGAAGCUCCAUUGUAACACUUUUGAACUCUCAGGAGCCUCUUCUGUUUGUGUCAGGCUACUAAACAAUGGAGAAGCCUGGGUUACAUUUUAAUCUGUGUACAUCUGUAAGCAUUGGUCAAAUCAUAACAAAUGCAUUUCAUUAUGAAAGGGACAUUGUGCGUUACAUGUGGUCACUUUCCCAUACCCACUUACAAUAAACUAAAUAU
Messenger RNA from Periophthalmus magnuspinnatus, 7594 nucleotides. It is a transcript of the gene frmpd1b, whose product is annotated as FERM and PDZ domain containing 1b. Gene Ontology annotation, cellular component: cytoskeleton. The coding region runs from base 784 to 5841 and encodes 1685 amino acids. Lineage: Eukaryota; Metazoa; Chordata; Actinopteri; Gobiiformes; Gobiidae. Gene Ontology annotation, molecular function: protein binding. The record is from RefSeq and is a predicted model, not a curated record. The transcript has 16 exons.